Molecule: messenger RNA, 444 nt
Organism: Cylindrotheca closterium
Lineage: Eukaryota; Bacillariophyta; Bacillariophyceae; Bacillariales; Bacillariaceae
Source: the annotation of a GenBank genome assembly
AUGAGCUGUGGGUCAAACUCAACUACUCAAGCUUGGGGUGAAAGACUGGUCUAUCCCCCAGAGAGCCUCCAGACAUAUGGUGUCCUGAAUGGUAAAAAGAUUCAGCCAUUUGAGCUCUAUGUCGCCUCCAUGCCUAGUGACCAAGCCUCAAAGUCUCUUCCACCUCCAGAGCACGAUAAGAUCAUCAAUGAAGCAAGGGCAAAUCUUGGACAUGGAGGCACGCCAAUCAAAUCUAUGAACUCUGCCCUUGAUCAGUUCUAUGCAAAGUGCUAUCAAAUUACCUCAAGUCUGAUUGACAAUUGGCUGGAGGAGCUGCCAGAAACAAGAUCAGCUUGGCCAAAAGCAACAUCAGAAGCUCAACAAGUUGUUGUUCAAUACAUACCAUUGAAAGUGGUAACAAAAUUGACCCAUGCAAGGACAUUUGGGAUCAUGAGGUUGUGCUAG